GUGGUUCUGGUGCGGUGGAAUGAACCCUUCCAGAAACUGGCCACCUGCGACAUGGAGGGGGGGAUCUUUGUCUGGAUCCAGUAUGAAGGACGCUGGUCUGUGGAGCUGGUGAACGACAGGGGGGCCCAGGUGAGUGACUUCACCUGGUCACAUGACGGCACUCAGGCUCUGAUAGCGUACCGGGACGGCUUCGUGUUGGUGGGCUCGGUCAGCGGACAAAGACACUGGUCCUCCGAGAUCAACCUGGAGAGUCAGAUCAGCUGCGGCAUCUGGACCCCCGACGACCAGCAGGUGUUGUUUGGCACGGCGGACGGUCAGGUGAUCGUGAUGGACUGUCACGGCCGCAUGCUGGCUCACGUUCUGCUGCACGAGUCCGACGGCAUCGUCAGCAUGUCCUGGAACUGCCCCGACUUCCUGGUGGAGGACAGCACGGAGAGCGACACCGACUCUGACGACAACAUCCUGCCUCUGG
Notothenia coriiceps (black rockcod) is the source of this 472-nucleotide messenger RNA. Its product is annotated as tubby-related protein 4-like. Gene Ontology annotation, molecular function: protein binding. NCBI's taxonomy places the organism in Eukaryota, Metazoa, Chordata, Actinopteri, Perciformes, Nototheniidae. The record is from RefSeq and is a predicted model, not a curated record. Gene Ontology annotation, biological process: intraciliary retrograde transport; non-motile cilium assembly; protein localization to cilium. Gene Ontology annotation, cellular component: intraciliary transport particle A; non-motile cilium. The annotation marks the transcript as partial. The transcript is spliced from 3 exons.